AUGGUGGUGGGGAUGGUUUUGGUGGGAAGGCGGUGGGGACGGUGUUGGCAGGUGAUGGCGCUGUUGGCGGGGAUGUGUGGUGUUGGUGGAAUGGGCGGUGUUGGGGAUAGCGGCUUACUAUGGUUGAAUGUUGAAGAACAUUAUAAACAACUGAACCAUCACAUGGGAUCAAGAACACAUACACUCACAACACCACCACUCUCUGGCUCCGACUUUAAGAUGUGAGUGGUGGUUCAUAUACAAUACAUAUGAAAUGCAAUACGUAUGAAAAAGUUAUAUAAACUGUACUAUGUGC
Messenger RNA from Gryllus bimaculatus (two-spotted cricket), 295 nucleotides. The record is from the annotation of a GenBank genome assembly. Lineage: Eukaryota; Metazoa; Arthropoda; Insecta; Orthoptera; Gryllidae.